AUGACGGAACUUGGACCAGAACAUCCCAGAAAUUUAAUUCCGUCGUUAUGCAAUCAGUUUUACCAUUUAGGAUGGGUAACCGGCACUGGCGGAGGAAUAUCUAUAAAAGAAGGCAACAAAAUCUAUAUAGCUCCAUCUGGAGUCCAAAAGGAACGAAUGAAGUCUGAUGAUCUAUUUGUACAGACCAUUGAUGAUGAAGAUUUGGAACUGCCUCCUGCAGAAAAGAAAUUGAAGAAGAGUCAAUGCACUCCUCUGUUCAUGCUGGCAUACCGUGAACGCGGCGCAGGCGCCGUCAUACACACUCACUCCCCUCACGCAGUGCGGGUUACACUCCUCCAUGAUAAAGAAUUUGUCAUCACACACCAGGAGAUGAUAAAGGGUAUAAAGGAUGCUAAACUGGAUCGCUAUCUUCGUUAUGAUGAAAAGUUAGUGGUCCCUAUCAUAGAGAACACUCCGUUUGAAAAGGACCUAGCGGGCAGCCUCGGUGAAGCUUUACGUCAAUACCCAGGAACCAGCGCAGUUUUAGUGAGGAGACACGGGGUUUAUGUGUGGGGCGAUACUUGGCAGCAAGCGAAAACUAUGACUGAAUGCUAUGACUACUUAUUCGAAAUGGCAGUUGAAAUGAAAAAACUUGGUCUUGACCCCGCUUAUAACCCAGAGGCAGCGCAAAAUGGAAAACAGUGA
This is a messenger RNA of Arctia plantaginis, 684 nucleotides long. The record is from the annotation of a GenBank genome assembly. NCBI's taxonomy places the organism in Eukaryota, Metazoa, Arthropoda, Insecta, Lepidoptera, Erebidae.